Molecule: messenger RNA, 1272 nt
Organism: Pseudocercospora fijiensis CIRAD86
Lineage: Eukaryota; Fungi; Ascomycota; Dothideomycetes; Mycosphaerellales; Mycosphaerellaceae
Exons: 10
Coding region: 1-1272 (423 amino acids)
Source: RefSeq, a predicted model, not a curated record
AUGGUGGUGCAUGGGUCGAAUGUGCGAGAUGCACAGACGACUUGUGAAUGGAAGAGAAGGGUCAAGAUUCUUGGAGGUGUUUUCACGAUGCAUGUGCGUUGGAGCUUCUGUGGCGCAGCAGCAACGUUUAUGCAGGUCAUUCACUCACUAUUCGCAUGUGAUGUCAAGGCCACGUGGGAAAUGUACUCACCGGUCUUGACCCUGCAUACUCCAUACAUUCACUUAACCGCUGUAUUGAAUGAUCUUCGAGGAGUGUUGGGAGUUCACCUUGAGGAGCAAAGCAACGGAAAGCUGAAUUAUGAGGUUCUGGAGACGUGUCGUAAGAAGGCUCAGCAGUCUGGAACCUGCUGGUCUGCGAAAUCUACUUGUUUGCAGUAUUCAUUAAUCCUCGAGCAGCGUGAGAGGUUCUUUCAUCUAUUUGGAUCUGGUACAAUCAAAUGUUUGCACGUGGUAAGCAUACUCACCAAUCUGAAGCCUGCUCAUCUGAACUGCUUACUUACCUACACGAUUCAUAUGAUGACGAAGCUCGUGAUAUGGCCUUUCACAGUGCUAGACCCACCGCAUGAAAGUUUCUCGGAAUAUAGCCUUACAUCAAAAGAUUAUAUACCUCAUCACCCUACUUUUGAAACCAACAACCGCCGUUGGACCACGGAAGAGCACAUCUGCUUGCUGAAAUGCAAGCGCGCAAACGCGACUAAACCACACAACAAGAAAGUCGAGGAGCACAACGCGACCUUCGCAAGAGCACCCAGCGAUACCUAUACACGUACUCGAGAAGGCUGCCAUCAGCAGAUGGAGAAGCUCGUAGGACUAACGCCGGCAGGGCUAGAGAGGAGGAUCGAUGCGAAGAUCGACGAACUGGAGAGGAAGAUCGCCGAUAACACAAGAUUCGCUUCUCGAUGGGAUGGAGUCCUCGAGGGUAGCUGCCGCCAGCAAAAGGACAAGAUGGUGGGACUGACGCGGGCAGGGCUAUGCGGGAGGAUUGAUGCCAAAAUCGACGAGCUCGACAACGGAGCCUAUAUAGAUCUCGCGUCCAUCCUUGCAAGGGAGCUGCAGGUUGGGAAGCGUCCCGUUCCUCACCUCUUGACGGGCAAAUGUCAUAGAUCAUGUCGACUCAGGGGGCAACUUGUGCUGUACGCUAGAUACGACCAAGAUAAAUGGGAGAAGCUCCGGCCACGACAUACUACGAAGCUCCUCAGACCUAAUCUGAUAAUUCUGUUCUCUAAAAUCCAGAUAGCAGAGGCUAUUGUGUACCCAUGGAACGGUGUGUGA